Molecule: messenger RNA, 1732 nt
Organism: Gossypium raimondii (Peruvian cotton)
Lineage: Eukaryota; Viridiplantae; Streptophyta; Magnoliopsida; Malvales; Malvaceae
Product: cold-responsive protein kinase 1
Exons: 7
Coding region: 671-1558 (295 amino acids)
Biological process (GO): protein phosphorylation
Cellular component (GO): membrane
Molecular function (GO): ATP binding; protein kinase activity
Source: RefSeq, a predicted model, not a curated record
ACAUUACAGACCUAAUCCUCAAAAUCCACCGAUUUCUAUUCCGGAAUGAAAGCUCAGUUUUGCUGCGUAUUAAGUUCUCCCGAUUUCUUCUACCCAGUUUUACCCUCCUACUGCUUCUUCUGAUUUCUUCUGAUUCCAUAACUUUUUCCUUCCUCUCGGCCGCCACAACUGCUUCUUCUUCAUCACUCAUUAGCAGACUGCUUCUUCUUCUUCAUCUGCUCAGCCCUGUUGCUGUUUUAUGGGGAUAUGCACGGUUUGUGAAUAUAAGAGAUGGUAGGGGAGCCACUCCCUUGCACUUAGCAGCACGCCAGAAGCAGCUUGAAUGCGUACAUAUCCUGUUAUACAAUGGUGCUCUUGUUUGUGCAUCAACUGGUCGAUAUGGUUUCCCAGGAAGCACUCCUCUUCAUUUGGCUGCUAGAGGGGGCUCUCUUGAUUGCAUUCGUAUGUUGUUGGCUUGGGGUGCAGAUCGUCUUCAAAGAGAUGCAUCUGGGUCUUCAAAAUGGCCAAAGCACUACAACGGUUUGGCAUGAAAAGAGCAUUAGUUGUGCACUCAGAGGGUUUAGAUAAAAUGAGUCCCCUUGGCCAGGGCGAGUCCUUGAUGUCACUCUAGAAAAAAUUGAGAAGUUCUCAUUUGAUCCAUUGGAAUUUGGCAUUCCUCGUUGUGCUCUAGAUGGACAGUGAAAUUUGGCAAAGUUUUAGGUUCAAUUUAGAAGAAAUAGAGACUGCAACUCAGUACUUUUCGGAGUCGAAUUUGUUGGGAAAAAGUAACUUUGUUGCUACAUAUAAAGGGUUCCUUAGAGAUGGAUCAGCUGUUGUGAUUAAAAGCAUUAGCAAAACUAGUUGUAAAUCAGAUGAUUCCGAAUUCUUGAAAGGAUUGAAUGUUUUAGCAUCGUUGAAACACGAGAAUGUAGUCCAGUUAAGAGGAUUUUGUUGCUCAAAAGCACGCGGUGGGUGCUUCCUCGUUUAUGAUUUCAUCCCUAACGGAAAUUUGCUACAGUAUCUCGACGUAAAGGAUGGUGACGGCACAGUCCUAGAUUGGUCUACUAGAGUUUCCAUUGUUAAAGGCAUAGCCAAAGGGAUAGCAUACUUACAUGAAUACAAAGUAAACAAACUGACUCUCGUUCACCAAAACAUAUCAGCCGAGAAAGUGCUCGUCGACCACCGGUUUAAUCCCCUACUUUCAGAUUCCGGCUUACACAACAUCCUCACCAUUGACAUUGUCUUUGGUUCACUCAAAGCCAGUGCUGCCAUGGGUUAUCUCGCACCCGAAUAUGCCAACACGGGUCGUUUCACCGAGAAGAGCGACGUUUGCGCGUUCGGGACACUCGUUCUCCAACUCCUUUCAGGUAAACAAAAGGUGACCAGCUCGGUACGUUUAGGAGCUGAAACUCGUAAGUACCAAGAUUUCAUAGACUCGAACCUUCACGGUCGGUUCUUUGAACACGAAGCGGCUAAACUAGCAAGAAUAGCAUGGCUUUGCGCUCAUGAAUGUCCUAUAGAAAGACCAUCAAUGGAGGAAGUGGUCCAAAAAUUGGGUAACUGCAAUGGCCGUCCUUAAAUGGUGAUGAUGAUGUUGUCACUUAACUACUCACUGAUGCAUGAAUGGGGCAUGCUUUAAAUUUGUGUCCUUUUGUUAAGGACUAUGCUUUUGUGAAUUUUGUUCAUGUGAAUUCAACCUCGUAAACGCUAUUUUUAUUUUGUUAUCCAAGAAUUUAUUUCUAGGCUUUUUUAA